Molecule: messenger RNA, 690 nt
Organism: Acanthosepion pharaonis
Lineage: Eukaryota; Metazoa; Mollusca; Cephalopoda; Sepiida; Sepiidae
Source: the annotation of a GenBank genome assembly
AUGGGUAUAUCUAUCUAUCUAUCUAUCUAUCUAUCUAUCUAUCUAUCCCAACCUCUCUCUAUCCCCUAUCUAUCUGUUCCAACACCUUUACAUGUAAUUUUUUAUCUAUCUAUCUAUCUAUCUAUCUAUCUAUCUAUCUAUCUAUCCAACCUUUAUCCAUUUUUUUCUAUAUUCUAUUUAGUAAAGAUGCUGGAAGAAUGGUCGAUAUCUAUCUAUCUAUCUAUCUAUCUAUCUAUCUAUCUAUCUAUCUGCUCCAACCCCUAUUUACAUGUAAGUUUAUUCAUACUUAUAUAUCAGUCUAUCUAUUCCAUCUUCACUCUCAUUCUCUCUCAUUCUCUAUCACUCUCUCUAUCACCCUCAUCCCCCCUCGCUCUAUCUAUCUGUUCCCAUUUCUCUCUACAUAAAAGUCUGUUUCUAUCUAUCUAUCUAUCUAUCUAUCUAUCUAUCUAUCCCAACCUAACUCUCUCUCUCUCUCUCUCUCUCUAUCUAUCUAUCUAUCUGUUUCAGCCUCUCUUUACAUGUAAUUUUCUUCCCAACCUCACUCUAUCUCUGUCUUUCUCUCUCUCGCUAUCUACAUGCAAUCGGAUGUCCAACCAAAUGAUGAGAUGGAUACAGCGAAACAGUCUGUCUGUGGAUGACUAUCUAUCUAUCUAUCUAUCUAUCUAUCUCUCUCUCUAUAUAUAUAUAUGA